AGUACGAUCCAAGAGGCGACGGAUAUUUAUGAUUAGCUACGAUACCAAGUAUGCAUCAAACUACAGUGCGACGAGUCUUAAUUCUACUAAAACAAUCCGGCUCUGAUGCUGGAGUAAAUUAUACUUAAAACACCUCCGAAGAACUUGUAGUGUGGUUAGGGAGGAGGUGGAUCCAUCGUGAUUUACAACUUUUCUAUCGAAGCGGUUAUGAGGCGGAAACCAUAGGAAGUCCGGAUCGAGGCACUGACUAACUACUUGGAAACAUAUAUCAAANUAGAGCCACUAAGGACGGGCACAAGGCCCCAGCGUGGGGACCCUGUCCCCACGCGUGGGUCUUGUUUGUCAUGCAAAAUACUCAGUCCACCCUUUGCCUCUUGGCACUGUUUGCAUGACAAGUUCUGGUAGCCCAAAUAGCACUACACUCCACGUGCAAAUUUGUCAUGCAGAACCGGCAUUCUUGCUGAUCCUGAUGCUUGUAUUGCCGUUCAUGCUAUACAAAUGAGGGGGAGGGGGAGUUGUGCACUCUCAUAUACCAAGUACGAUCCAAGAGGCGACGGAUAUUUAUGAUUAGCUACGAUACCAAGUAUGCAUCAAACUACAGUGCGACGAGUCUUAAUUCUACUAAAACAAUCCGGCUCUGAUGCUGGAGUAACUUAUACUUAAAACACCUCUUAAGAACUUGUAGUGUGGUUAGGGAGGAGGUGGAUCCAUCGUGAUUUACAACUUUUCUAUCGAAGCGGUUAUGAGGCGGAAACCAUAGGAAGUCCGGAUCGAGGCACUGACUAACUACUUGGAAACAUAUAUCAAAUGCAAAAAUGUCUGGGUCUGGAAGAAUGCAAGUUUGUCAUGCUUGUCUGGCAUGACUCGAGAAUCUGUGUUGCAUAGGCACGAAAGAGCCCUCUUUACUGUCACGCGAAAAGGCAGUUUGCCUUUGCCAUGCGGAAUACUCAAGACAUGGCAGCCACAAAAUUUGUCAUGCUUAUCUGCGUACCGCGGCGCGUCUAUCAUUCACUUUUAACAUUACAAGUUUCCAGACCCAGACAUGUUUCCAUUUGAUAACAUAGUAUGAUCCAAGAGGCGACGGAUNCCGCGGCGCGUCUAUCAUUCACUUUUAACAUUACAAGUUUCCAGACCCAGACAUGUUUCCAUUUGAUAACAUAGUAUGAUCCAAGAGGCGACGGAUAUUUAUGAUUAGCUACGAUACCAAGUAUGCAUCAAACUACAGUGCGACGAGUCUUAAUUCCAUAAACGAUCCUCCGGCUACUUUGAUGCUGGAGUAAAUACUUACUUAAAACAAAAAACUACACCUAGGUGUAGUUUCGGACCACGAUGAGGGGGCGAGCAGGUGAAUCCAUGUAUGGAUCACAUUGACUGCUCUAUCGAACUACAAGCGGAUAUGAGGUGGAAGAUCUUGCAGAAGCGGAGCCGUUAUGCUAUUGGUUUUUUCGAAAAACAAAGCCACACGACACGACACGACACAUGAAAGGUUCUUAUCAAGAAAUACAAAGAAGUUAAGAAAAACUUUGGAGUUCUUCUUGCUGAUAGCCAUGGCUGUUGUAAGAAGUACUAGCUGUGCUUUAGCGCUAUCUUCUGUAGUGAUGUGGAAGUAGCGCCAUGAGAGAAAAAUUAUAGCGCCACCUGUGAUAGUCUUCGUCUUCACUGAAGCCGCUUGGAGCUCCAAGAUUUUGAAGUCGGAGAAGGAUUUUGUUUCGAUCUGGGAAG
Amoebophrya sp. A120 is the source of this 1722-nucleotide messenger RNA. NCBI's taxonomy places the organism in Eukaryota, Dinophyceae, Syndiniales, Amoebophryaceae. The record is from the annotation of a GenBank genome assembly.